This is a messenger RNA of Morchella sextelata, 1653 nucleotides long. RefSeq lists its product as uncharacterized. NCBI's taxonomy places the organism in Eukaryota, Fungi, Ascomycota, Pezizomycetes, Pezizales, Morchellaceae. The transcript is spliced from 3 exons. The coding region runs from base 1 to 1653 and encodes 550 amino acids. The record is from RefSeq and is a predicted model, not a curated record.
AUGUCAUCAACUUCAGAUAAUCUCCCCCUUGCACCUAUACUUACUGACUCUGAAAUCGCUGCUCUAUCUCAAUUACUGUACAAGAGCGCUCUACAACAUGACAUUUCGCUACAUAAUAUUGAUGGCACGAGCUCCCUCGAUGAAAAUAACGGUUCCACAUCAGCCCAUCAAGGAUUUGCUAAUAGAUACGAUACGUCAAGUUACGAAAGACCACCCAACAUUCUGAAUGCAUUCGCUUUUGUAUCUGCCAAGUAUGAGAGCUCGGCUCAGUAUAUGGCCUUGUCGGCAGCUAUGGGACAAAAGGUUUAUGUCUACAUUGCAUGGAACUGGGAGAAGCCGAAUGAGGAGGUAAAGAUCCAUCUCAAAAGUCUGUGGACGCAUAUGCAGUGCAUUGCGUAUGUGAGGCACUAUAUUCGCUGUGGAAAUGCAUCAGAACGUCGUGGCUGGGCUAGCAUUGAGAUUGAGGAAGCACCUUCGGGAGUUAAGGAGAUUUUAUCGGGAAGGUUUUCAGGAAGGGAUCCGGAUCUUAUCGUCCUGGAAGAACUUCACAAGAAGUUCAUGCACGGUGUUCAAACAUUUUGCUAUCCCAAAACUAGGCGUCGAGUCAAAAAGUAUCUCGCUCCCGGGAUAUCAGAAUUUUAUAAAUUCUACUUCGACAUCAACAGGGACUUUGUGAACCACGGGGAUGUUUUGGCUAAAGUUAUCCAUUCGCUGUACUACAUCUCCCGAAUAGUAAUGGUGAACAUUAAUGAGGACAACCCAGAUAAUUUCUCGGGUCUUGAUUGGAGCCAACUGCUACAUAUGUUCAGAGUUCUACACCACAGGUACAUAGCCAACGUGGAUGAGAUUUUAGGGCGGGCUCGCCUGAUCCUACAUACUUGUAGGGAGCUACAAGAAGUCAAAGAGGACACCACAUUACAUAAUUUCAACAUAGUAAAGGCAAUAUAUAAGAUUUCGGAACUAGGAACUUAUAUUUACGAGUUACUCGACUUUGCGUAUUCCCCACGACGUCAUGCAGUACUGCAGAAGGAUAUUGAAAUCAUAUUUGUGGAUUCUAUUGUCGAUCGGGCACCAGAACCACUUUCUCACCACGAAAUGACGGCUAUAGCGAAACUUGUCUUUGACACUACGUGGUACAACCCUGCUACAAACUUUUACGAAAGGAUGCUAGCUGCCCACGAACGACAAACCAAAUCCGUGGAGGCAGCAUUAUCAGCGAGAGCAUCGUCACUUUCGGUGCACCCCGAAAUGGCCUUGCUGAUUUACCACCACCAACAAUUCGCAAAGCAUCGCUCAAAUCCCGAAUUCAUUGCCCCAUUUGAGUAUAUCGCAGUUAACGGGAGUCCAUGUAUCUGCUCUCGAGCUAUGCUCGACGCAUACUCGAAGGCAACAGAAAGAUCGUUUAUCCUUUACGGACAUAACCCAAAACUUUCUGCUCCCUGGUGGGCCGCAACUGAUUGUUUUGAGCCAAAAUUGGCGGCUGCCAUGAAGAGAAUCUUUUACUGGAAUAUGGUGGAGGUCUACACGGCCCAGUUGCGUGAGUUUGAAGAACUUGGGGGUGUAAAGAAACAGGAUGGGUUCGACGAGGUUCCCUUGGACAACAGCGUUGCGCAGCCAGAAGAUGGUCUCGAAAAGAAGAGGAAGAAGAAAUGA